Molecule: messenger RNA, 3446 nt
Organism: Anoplopoma fimbria (sablefish)
Lineage: Eukaryota; Metazoa; Chordata; Actinopteri; Perciformes; Anoplopomatidae
Gene: rfx1b
Product: regulatory factor X, 1b (influences HLA class II expression)
Exons: 18
Coding region: 126-2669 (847 amino acids)
Biological process (GO): regulation of transcription by RNA polymerase II
Cellular component (GO): nucleus
Molecular function (GO): DNA-binding transcription factor activity, RNA polymerase II-specific; RNA polymerase II cis-regulatory region sequence-specific DNA binding
Source: RefSeq, a predicted model, not a curated record
CAAGAACCAAGCAACGGGAGUCAACAACAACAACCUAAAUCUAAAGGGGAAAAAAUACUUCAACGACUUAAAAGGAUAAUAUUGGGAUAAACAUAAGAACUGGUGCCCUCAAAACAUUGGUUGCCAUGGCAACUUCCGGAUACUCUGAGGACCUUCAGCCUCAGCAGGCCAACACGGUAACCAUAGCAACACCUCCUGCCACCACAACCUCAUCUGCAAAGACGGCACACUUCCUGUCCGAGAUCCCACCAACCUCUGGAACCAUUGUAUCGGCCAACCAAUCGUCCGCCGCCUCAAAAACAGGACAGGAUGCACUUUGUUCUCAAGCGCCACCCACCAGCCAGAGCCAGAAGGCAGUGGUUCUGACGACGCCCACGCAGCACUAUGUGAACCCAGAUAUCCAGCAUUCUGCUGUCCAGAAAAGUAAUGGUCAGAGCAACUCGCCCCAGUACAUCAUAGUAACUGUUACAGAGGGCUCUGUUCACUCCAAUGACAGCCUGUCAGACUCCAGCCCACCUGCCCCUGGUGGUCCUACUCAGGUGGUCCAACCAGUGCAGUCCACCCAGCAGAGGUCAGUGUUGCAGGCGGUGUCGCAGGCAGCCAAGAGGAUUCAGUCUGGCCGCAUCAACAAUCCACAGUCUGUGCACAUCAACAAUCCACAGUCUGUGCACAUUAGCCAGGAGGUGGAGCAUGUGUACUCUGGACAGGUGCAGUAUGUGGACGGAGGAGGAGAUGUGACUUUUACUACGUCCUCCAUUCGAUCGAGCAACUACCCCUUCUCCAACUCGCCCCUCUACUCCCAGACCCCUCCCACCUCCUCCUCCUCCUACUACGAGACCACGCCCAGCACUGAGUCAGACAUCACCGGCUCUGUGACAUCGCAGGCGGUUUCUGUGGCAACAGCGGGAGCCAAUUGUGGGGGAGCUACUGCUGGUGGAGGGGGCUAUGUCAUUCAGGGAGGUUAUAUGUUAGGAGGAGGAGGAGCGGCAGGUGGAGGACAGACUUUCUCCAGCCCUAACUCUCGUGCCCCACCCGCUACUGUGCAGUGGCUGUGUGAUAACUAUGAGGGGGCGGAGGGGGUGAGUCUACCUCGCUGCACCCUCUACUACCACUACCUGCUGCACUGCCAGGAGCAGAAACUAGAACCUGUUAAUGCUGCAUCCUUCGGCAAACUCAUCAGGUCGGUCUUCAUGGGGCUAAGAACACGGAGAUUAGGGACCAGAGGGAACUCAAAGUACCACUACUAUGGCCUGAGGAUCAAAUCUGGUUCCGCACUGCUCAGACUGAUGGAUGAACAACAGCACAUGGCGAUGAGGCAGCAGCCUUUCUCUCAAAAAAACAGGAUAAAGCCACUUCAUAAGGCCCAGGGGAUCUCCAAUGGGACUUCAGGUGGGAUGGGUCAGCAGGCCUCGGGACUUUGUGAUAUUUCAGCGCAGGUGCAACAGUAUCAGCAGUUUCUUGAGCCAUCAAGGCCGCUGCCAGACUUUGUGGACAUUGAUGUGCAGGAUCGAACCCUGCCUGAUGGGAUCCUCUUAGAGCACCUCAAGGCCUUUCAGACUCUCUACAGGGAGCACUGUGAGGCCAUUCUGGACGUGAUGGUCAACCUGCAGUUCACCCUCGUGGAGACACUGUGGAAAUCCUUCUGGAGGUUCAGCCAGAGCAGUGACCCAGAAUCACUCAACCUGCACAACGAGUCUGAGAAGCGUCUGCCCAAAUCCUGCCUGGUGGUGUUGUGUAAGUAUGAGCCGGUGCUGCGCUGGACCAAAGAUUGCGACAACCUGCUCUACCAGACUCUGGUGGAGAUCCUCAUCCCUGAUGUACUCAGACCCAUCCCUAGUGCCUUAACUCAGGCCAUUCGCAACUUUGCCAAGAGUCUGGAGAACUGGUUGACAGGCGCCAUGAUGAACAUCCCAGAAGAGAUGGUUCGCAUAAAGGUGGUGUGUGUGAACUCCUUCUCCCAGACGCUGCGCCGCUACACCAGCCUGAACCACCUGGCCCAGGCGGCCCGUGCCGUCCUGCAGAACACAGCCCAGAUCAACCAGAUGCUCUCAGACCUCAACCGCGUUGAUUUCACUAACGUACAGGAGCAGGCAUCCUGGGUUUGUCAGUGUGAGGACCGUGUGGUUCAGCGGCUGGAGCAGGACUUUAAAAUGACGCUGCAGCAGCAAAACUCUCUUGAGCAGUGGGCUACCUGGCUGGACGGUGUCGUCUCCGAGGCCCUGAAGCCCUACGAGCACAACUCUGCCGCUCUACCAAAGGCUGCCAAGGUCUUCCUGCUCAACUGGUCCUUCUAUAGCUCCAUGGUGAUCCGGGACCUGACUCUGCGCAGUGCUGCCAGCUUCGGCUCCUUUCACCUGAUCCGCUUGCUGUAUGAUGAGUACAUGUACUACCUGAUAGAACACAGGGUGGCCCAGGCUAAAGGAGUGACACCCAUUGCGGUCAUGGGAGAAUUUGCCAGCACCGUCAAGAGCCGAAUCUCUCGGGACAUGGAGAAAGAAGAAGAGGAGGAUGAUGAGGAAGAGGAGAGCGAAGACGAGGGCGGCGAUCUGGUGCUGCAGUCCAGCUCUCUGAGUGCGAUGGACGACGAGAAGGACCCGAUGGAGCCGCCCGCCAAGCUGCCCCGAACGAGUUUCAAUCUGCACACUCUGACCGACAGCUCAACACCUUAGCUACACAUUCGGAGAAUUAUCACACACACACACACACACACACACACACACACACACACACUUAACACACACCUUUGCUUUAAGUUUCACAUCAUGCCAUCCCAUUCUGUCACCCUGUGUACGCUUUGGGUUUUGCAAACAGCUGAUGUUUGGUGUCGAGCGUGUUGUGGUUCCGGUGUGAUUGUGUAAUCAUGUGAAAAAGUGGAAAAGCCUUUUGCCAAUUUUGUACUUUUGUGCUGCUGCCAUUCUUUAUCUCUCUGCCUUCGCCUGAUAUUUUACAGUCCUUGCCUCGUUCCCUGUGCCUUCCCUGUUUAUCCGGUGGCUAGUUACCUGUAGCCACUCCUGUCCAGCCUCAUCGAUCUUGUACAUAGUCUUGAUUCCCUCCUGCCCGGCCUUAACCACUGACCUGAUUCCUGUGGAGAGAUCAGAAGACCCCGGUGUUCUUCAUUGUAAUCCAAAAUAUCUCUUACCUUGCCUUUAAAGCAGUGACUAUGCAGGCAAGCUGGACUUUAAUGAACACAACUGUCUGAAAUAUACUUUUUAAUCUCAGUGUAGCAUCUGGAAUGAUACUGCAUUAUGAAUUUUGUUGGGACAUGGAUGUUGAUUCACAGCUGUGUGUGGAUGCCAUAUUUUAAAUCAUGUCAUUUCUUAUUAAUUUGGCCAAUUAACUGAUACCCUGUGCCUUUGAGAGAUUGAAAAAAAAAAGCUUGUAUUCUAUAUAUUCUGUGUUGGUGGAUUAAUAAAUGAAGGUCCUGUGAAGUAGUCUUGGUGUUGUCA